AGGGUUUUAGGGUUCUAUUCUCCGCCCUCUCCCCAUUCACCAGCCACCCACGCAUCGACGGUCACCCAUGGCAAGAAAGGUCGCGCAGCGCAGGCCGGCGGCGCCCCCCGCGCCGCCCGCCGCGAAGAAGGUCACCAAGGUUCCCUCGAGGGCGGCCAAGAGGGCGGCGCCUAAGAAGCAGCAGCUUCUCGAGUCCUCCGACGACUCCGAGGAGGAGCCGCAGCAGCUCCACGAAGAGGAGGAGGAUUCAGACGCCGAGGUCGCCUCUAGCUCCGACGCCGAGGAGCUCUCGGGCUCGGAUGCCGGCAGCAGCGGCGACGAGGAGGAGGAAGAGGAUGACGAGGAGGAGGAGGAGGACGACGAUGAAGAGGACAACGACGACCCCCUCGCUGGCGACUUCCUCGCCGGCAGUGACGACGGCAGUGACGAGGGAGACGACUCUGGAGAUGACUCGGAUGUGUCUGAUGACCCGGAGGCGAGGUCAGCAGCUCUUGAUCGACAGAAUCAACAGACUGAAGUAGACGCAGAGGAGGAACUUGCACUCAACAUCAGAUCAGAAUCCGACGAAUUCCGGUUGCCCACUAAGGAGGAGCUCGAAGAAGAGGCGCUUGGACCACCUAACCUGCCUAGUCUUAAAAGGAGGAUCUCAGAAAUUGUCCGUGUACUAUCAAACUUCAGCAGGCUGAGGCAAGAAGAGGUCCCAAGAAAAGAUUAUGUUGACCAGUUCAAAGCUGACGUGAUGUCAUACUAUGGCUACAAUGAGUUCCUCAUCGAAGCAUUUGUUGAGAUGUUCCCAGCUGUUGAGGUUGUUGAGCUACUCGAAUCGUUUGAGAAAAGACCGCCCGAGUGCUUGCGUACAAAUACGCUGAAGACCCGCAGGAGGGAUCUUGCUGCUGCUCUUAUUCCAAGAGGGUUUAAUCUGGAUCCGAUUGGAAAAUGGUCAAAGGUAGGAUUAGUUGUGUAUGACUCCACUAUUUCAUCUGGUGCCACUGUUGAAUAUAUGGCUGGACAUUACAUGAAACAAGGUGCAAGUUCCUUUUUACCAGUGAUGGCUCUUGCUCCUCAGGAGAAGGAGCGAAUUGUCGAUAUGGCAGCUGCCCCAGGUGGCAAAACCACAUACAUUGGAGCUCUGAUGAAAAAUACUGGAAUAAUAUAUGCAAAUGAGCUCAAUGAGAAAAGGUUGCACGGACUGUUGGGCAACAUACAUCGCCUGGGUGUUACAAAUACCAUAGUUUGUAAUUAUGAUGGCAAAGAGCUCCCCAAAGUACUCGGAAUAAACUCAGUUGACAGAGUGCUGUUGGAUGCGCCCUGCACAGGCACUGGUACCGUCUGGAAGGAUGCACAAAUAAAGACAUCUAAGGACAUUGAUGAUAUCAGGAACUGUGCUUUCGUGCAAAAGCAAUUGCUGCUAGCUGCAAUUGAUUUGGUUGACGCCAACUCCAAAACUGGUGGUUACAUUGUUUACUCAACUUGUUCGAUGAUGAUUCCAGAGAACGAGGCAGUCAUCGACUAUGCCCUUAAAAAGAGAGAUGUGAAGCUUGUUCCUUGUGGAUUAGAUUUUGGACGUCCAGGAUUCAUUCGGUUCCGGGAGCAUCGCUUCCAUACUUCGUUAGACAAAACAAGGAGGUUUUAUCCUCAUGUCAACAACAUGGAUGGUUUUUUUGUUGCUAAGCUGAAAAAGAUGAGCAAUACAAUUCCAGCGUCUUCUGAGUCGUCUAAAGAUCCUGAAGAAGCAGCUGAGGGUGUUGAUGCUAACAGUGAUGAUGAAGAUGAGAAGGAUGUCCCUGAUGAACAACCCCCUCAGUUGAAAAAGAGAAAUCGCAAAGAUGGAAAGAAGAAAAAUGAGCAAGCAAGCAUCCCUGAAGAGGCCGAGGACCAGAAACAAGCACCUGAAAAACUAGCAAAACAGCUGAAGAAUCAUAAGGGUCUGAAGAAGAGUAGUGGACCUAAAAGUGUUGAAAUGAAUGGAGAUAAGGAAGAGACACACACUGAACAAACAGAGCAUGCCAAGAGCUAUAAGGGUUCGAAGAAAAAUAAUGGUCCUAGAAAUGCUGAAAUGAAUGGAGAUAAGAAAGAAGCAAGCAGGGAACAAUCAGAGAGGGUCAAGAUCCAUAAGAAUGUGAAGAAAAGUAGUGGACCUAAAAGUGCUGGAGUAAGUGGAGAUAAGACAGAGACACCCGAUGAACAAACUGAGCAGAUCAGUCACAAGAAGAAACGGUCAGAUAAAAUUAAGAAAUCUGGUUCCAAGAGCACCUCGGAGAUCAAAGAGAAGAAGCCGGUUUCUGACAACAAGCGGAAAAGGAAAUGGCAAUUCAAGCUGAGGCGGGACUGGGAGGCAAAACAGAAGUCUGAGAAGAGGGCAAAGGUAUGAAUGUUGGGGGCUCAAGGAGGCACCAUUAAGUGAAAUUUGAUGUGCUAUAUGAGGAUGUAAAAGGAACAACAGUACACUCAAUUUUGAUCUAUGGUACAAGUUUGUGGCGAAGGAAAACUUUGUUGUACGUGGGAAGUGAUUGUGUAAUUUGACCAUUAUCAUAAUAUUGAAUCCGUCUUGGUUUACUGUAUUA
Messenger RNA from Lolium perenne, 2564 nucleotides. Its product is annotated as 26S rRNA (cytosine-C(5))-methyltransferase NOP2B. Gene Ontology annotation, biological process: maturation of LSU-rRNA; rRNA base methylation. Gene Ontology annotation, molecular function: RNA binding; rRNA (cytosine-C5-)-methyltransferase activity. NCBI's taxonomy places the organism in Eukaryota, Viridiplantae, Streptophyta, Magnoliopsida, Poales, Poaceae. Gene Ontology annotation, cellular component: nucleolus. The record is from RefSeq and is a predicted model, not a curated record.